GGAUGUAUGGAUUACAGUAAUCCGGAGCACACUAAACACUGCUGCUCGUGUAGUGUUCACCACACAGAUCUGAUCAUCAAGAUGGACACCAGGAUCCUCGCUGUGUUUCUGCUGCUGGUCACUCAAGCUUUCAUUGGCAUUAACACACAAGGGGAGUUAGAGAUGCCGUGGCCUUAUGAGGAAGAGGAGGAGGAGAGUGUGAAGGAGGUGACGGAGAACCAGACGCCGACGGGCUGCAACUGUGACUGUCAGGAUCGAGUCCAGCCGACCGGGACUCCAGCGACCUGGACCCCCAUCAUCAGCCCCACACCGGACACACGCACCGGCCCGUACCAGGACUGCAUGCCCGAGUGUCCCUACCACACACCGCUGGGAUUCGAGGCCGGGUCGGUGAAGGCGGAUCAGCUCACCUGCUCAAACCAGGACCAGUACAUCGGCUGGUUCUCCUCCUGGACCCCCAAUAAAGCCAGACUCAACAGUCAGGGGUUUGGCUGCGCCUGGCUGUCUAAAGCCCAGGACGCGAGUCAGUGGCUUCAGAUCGACCUGCAGGACACUCAGGUGGUGUCCGGGAUCAUGACCCAGGGCCGCUGUGAUGCGGACGAGUGGACCACCAAAUACAGCGUGCAGUACCGGACUCACCAGCACCUCAACUGGGUCUACUACAAAGACCAGACCGGCAACAACAGGGUGUUCUACGGGAACACGGACCGGUCCUCCACGGUCCAGAACCUGCUGCGCCCGCCUAUCGUGACCCGCUACCUGCGGAUCCUUCCUCUGGGGUGGCACACACGCAUCGCCAUCCGCCUGGAGCUGCUCAUGUGCAUGAACAAGUGUGUGUGAUGACGGACUCACUGCUGGCUCUCAAUACAGAGGAGCACAUUCACAGUUUAAAUACUUUAAAAUGGCUUUUUUUGAUCUCUUAUAAACCCGAAUAUUGAGCAGUGAUCAAAAUAGAGGAAAUCAUUUCCUAGAAGUAGUAAAGAUUGGAUCAUUACAUUGUUACACCAGUAGGUGGAGACAGGGGACUGUUAAACAUGUGUCUGUCAUUGAAUCAUUCACUCAAGAGAUUCGUUCAAAAUGCUGAAUCAUCCAAAAACGAGUCUUUAAGGAUGAGUCAUUGAAUCAUUCACUCAAAAGAUUCGUUCAAAAUUAUGAUUCAUCCAGCCUUGAGUCUUUAAGAAUGAGUCACUGAAUCAAUAACUCAAGAGAUUUGUUCAAAACGAUGAUUCAUCCAGCCUUGAGUCUUUAAGAAUGAGUCAUUGAAUCAUUCACUCAAGAGAUUUGUUCAAAACGCUGAAUCAUCCAGUAACGAGUCUUUAAGGAUGAGUCAUUGAAUCAUUCACUCAAGAGAUUCGAUCAAAAUGAUGAUUCAUCCAGCAUUGAGUGAGUCAUUGAAUCAUUCACUCAAGAGAUUCGUUCAAAACGCUGAAUCAUCCAGUAAUAAGUCUUUAAGGAUGAGUCAUUGAAUCAUUCACUCAAGAGAUUCGAUCAAAACAAUGAUUCAUCCGGCAUUGAGUGAGUCAUUUAAUCAUUCACUCAAGAUAUUCGUUCAUAACGCUGAAUCAUCCAGUAACGAGUCUUUAAGAAUGAGUCAUUGAAUCAUUCAACUCAAACCAGUUUAUAAAAUCAAUUCAAUCAAAUCAAUUAAACAUCUUUAAACAAACUACAGCAAUUAACAUUGAAUCAGAACCUCUGGUAUAUUACAUUAUUUAGUUUAUUCUGUUUAUCCACUCAGUUUAUCCAGAAUCGUGCAGCUUUACAUCCCAGCUAACAAUAUAUAUUCUAAGAAUGUUUUGCUAACAUAUCCAUUAAUCUCUAAAAACAUUAUUGGAGAAUGUUCUCAGAACGUUUAACUGUGAGUGAGUGAUUCCGUUUAGAAUGUUCAGAAAACUUUCAAAAGUUACAUUUAAAAAAAAAAAA
Messenger RNA from Pimephales promelas (fathead minnow), 1920 nucleotides. RefSeq names its product retinoschisin 1b (gene rs1b). NCBI's taxonomy places the organism in Eukaryota, Metazoa, Chordata, Actinopteri, Cypriniformes, Leuciscidae. Gene Ontology annotation, cellular component: plasma membrane. The record is from RefSeq and is a predicted model, not a curated record. Gene Ontology annotation, molecular function: signaling receptor activity.